AUGCCCGCUGCUCCCAUUACCGGUAUUUUACGAAAGCGGCUGAUUGUCGACAUUGGAGUUGGUCUGGGCGCUGGGUUCGCCAUGGCCAACCUCUUCUGGUACGGCUUCCACAUGCCGCGGACCAACGCGCGGGACGACUUCUACACCAAGCUGGAGGCGGAGAGGGCCCAGAAACAGCAGCAGUAG
Molecule: messenger RNA, 186 nt
Organism: Ustilaginoidea virens
Lineage: Eukaryota; Fungi; Ascomycota; Sordariomycetes; Hypocreales; Clavicipitaceae
Exons: 4
Coding region: 1-186 (61 amino acids)
Biological process (GO): mitochondrial electron transport, cytochrome c to oxygen
Source: RefSeq, a predicted model, not a curated record